UGUAGCAGCCAAAAGAUCAAAAGAUUUGUGAUAAUAAACGUGUAAAUUAUAAAUUCAAACGAAAAAAGAAAGAAAAUGUAUAAAACCUUUAAGGCGGGAUUUGUAUCCAAAUCUGGAAUUAGAAAAUUUCAUCAGCUGGACUAAUUACAUUACCGUAAAUAAAUUUGCCUAGUACACUACCAGGCAAAAUAUAUCUUGCUAGGACCUGCCAACAAGCCGCCGAAAACGAUUGUCCAAAGCCGUCACAGCAUGUUAUCGUGACUGAGAACAAUAUUUGUUUUGGCGCGCAAAUCGUACACACACAUAAACAAAGGCAUCUACCACCUGGCCUGGCUGGCUAUUUUAUUUGUAAAAGAGGAAAGAGCAUUAAUUAAAAACGCUGAGUACAUUCUUUUUGUUUUAACAACAAUAAAAAUGGUGUUAAAACAAAGUGAAGAAUCGGCACCAAUUGUCAAGUGGAUUGGGGCUCACGACCCAUUAGUCUCCGUCGAUCAUUUGCAACAUAAAAACGUAUAUUUCUACACCAAGUGUAUCUUCGGUCCCCUUACUCUGAGUGUUGGUGAUUUUGUGCUUGUUGCUAAUGCAGAUUCAACCGAUCCAGACACCAUUGAGGGCUCUGACAUAGCCAGAAUCAUCCAUCUGUAUGAGCUAAGGGAAAUGUCCAUGACGAAAGAUCCCUGUCGCGCUAUCGUUCAAUGGUAUUCCCGCCCGGAAUGUGUUCCUCAUAAGCAUUUUGAUGACGAUACGAUUUGUAUAGACUUUAAUUGCGAAGUCAUAGAAGAGCAUCGCCCCUACGACCCCGAUAUAUCUUUGGAGACGAUCUAUCGCAAAUGUAGUGUUAUUUACGGCAGUUCCGACGCAUCUGCUUCCGGUCUAUUACAAAAUUUUGAGGCGAAACGAAAAGCUUGUCCCAUGUUUGUCUGCCGUUAUAAAUUUAUUAAAGUAAAAAAUUCGUAUCGCCUUGUUCCUUUGGAAUUUGCCAGAGAUGAAUCGGAAAGUAGUGAACGUGAUCGUAAAAAAUCAGCUACAGUAGAAACGCCCAAAGCUGCUUCGGCAAAGAAAUCAGCGAGACGAUCUGCUUUGGGCGAUGAUAAUGGAACGAAUCGUAAACGUCGAGCUUCCAUCAGUGCUACAAAUCCAUUGGAAUUUGUAAAUCUUUCAUAUUUCAACGAAAACAAAGUGUCCCCCAUUAAAAUAAUUGGAGGACGUAGCGUAGUCCGGCUGUCGGCCAAGAAGAAAUCAACACCAAGUGGCAAACAUAAGGGUGAGGAUGAAAUCAAUGCAAACUACCUGCCGGCAUCGCCACUGGCAGAACAAAAUAUCAAAGUUACUCCAAGGUCAAGAGCUGCGGCGGCCAAGCGAAAUUUGAACUUGAGUCUAGAUAAUGGUGCCGACAACACAGCAGAUUCCGAUUGUUUAAACUAUUCUAUUGUGAAGGAUACGCCUGAUAGAAAGGAGCCGCAAAAUGAUAUGAAAAUUAAGCUAAGGCUCUCGGAAAGACGACGUUCAACACGUCUGGCUUCCACGGAAGAGGACCCAUUAUCUAUUAGACCUGAGAUAGAGACAGAUUUAAGAAAAGUAAAACAAAAUGUCGAUACUCUGCAAAAAACCCCUACAAAAAAAUCAAAGUCUGCAACGGAAGGUACGCCAUCAAAUAAAAAAAGGAUUUUAAGUUCAAAACAAAAUCAGGAGGCAGAUGUUGACAUUUAUCGUACCCCCACCAAACCUGCUAAGGAUACAUCAGAGAGUACACCGAUUACAAACAGAAGAAAGAGUAUACUCAAAUCCGCCACCACCCGGCUUGCUGAGGGAACACCUAGAAGAAGUAUACAAUUGUCAAGUAUAGUUGAGAAGAGAGUCUUCAAUGAAGAUGACAUCAUUAACACACCGAAGCGUACGAAAGCAAGAAAAUCUAUAUCCAUCAAAUCUGCCGAUCAUGAUGGAGAUGAUGAUUAUGUGCCUGAACUAUCUACACCCAAAAAGACACCACAAAAAACACCAUCGAAAGGAAAAAGAAGCACAACCAAAAGUUCAACAUCUGAUGUGUCCGGUACACCCAAAACACCCUCUCAAAAAUUAAAAAUGAUUAGAUCAGGUGAAAUCAAACCAUCAUUGGAGAAACGCGGAAUUUUAGCUGGAUCUGAAAAGGCCAAGACCGAUUUGCAAAUUGCUCGCGAACGCUUGCAUGUUUCAGUGGUACCACAAAGUCUGCCUUGUCGCGAAAAAGAAUUCGACAAUAUUUACACUUUUCUUGAGGGAAAGAUUCAAGAUCAAUGUGGAGGCUGCAUGUACGUCUCUGGCGUACCUGGAACAGGUAAAACUGCAACUGUUACCGGUGUCAUAAGAACCUUACAAGAAAAGGUGACCGACGAUGAAUUACCCCCUUUCGAUUUUUUGGAAAUAAAUGGAAUGCGCCUAACUGAACCCCGCCAGGCAUAUGUCCACAUUUAUAGACAACUUACUGGCAAAACCGUUUCUUGGGAACAUGCCCACUCGCUGCUGGAAAAGCGUUUUACAACACCAGCGCCAAGGCGUGUUACAACUGUGUUGCUGGUAGACGAAUUGGACAUAUUGUGUAAUCGCAGACAAGAUGUUGUCUAUAAUCUGCUGGACUGGCCAACUAAAGCGGCAGCCCGAUUGGUGGUAAUAACUAUAGCAAAUACUAUGGAUUUACCAGAACGCCUGCUCAUGGGAAAAGUAACAUCACGUUUGGGCCUGACACGUUUAACAUUCCAACCGUACACACAUAAACAACUACAAGAGAUUGUCACCGGUCGCCUAAAUGGAUCCACGGCUUUCAAAGGAGACGCUGUACAACUCGUAGCAAGAAAAGUAGCCGCAGUUUCAGGGGAUGCAAGACGCGCUCUCGAUAUUUGUCGUCGGGCCACCGAGAUUGCCGACGCUGCAGCAUCAAAGCCUGAGAACAGUUCCAAAGAUUCAAUGCAGUGUGUCAAUAUGAUGCACGUGCAACAAGCUCUGGCUGAAAUGAUUGCUAGUGCAAAAGUUCAGGCCAUUAAAAAUUGUUCUCGGUUAGAGCAAAUAUUCCUACAGGCCGUUGCUGCAGAAGUUACACGUACCGGCGUAGAAGAAACAUCAUUUAUGGGUGUCUACACGCAAAUAGAAACAAUAGCUGCAUUCAUGGGUGCAUCUACACCAACACCAGGGCGUGCAUUGCGCAUCUGUUCGAAACUGGGUUCUGAACGCUUACUCAUUUGCGAGCAUUCACGCAAUGAUAUAUUUCAAAAGAUCCUGCUUAACGUUAGCAUGGAUGACAUACAUUACGCACUAAAGGUCAAUAAUACAAAUUGAUAGAUAGUUUAGAAUCAUCUUUUGUCAUUUUAAUGCUAUUUUAAUAGUUUUAGAUUUAAACUUAUCCUAACAAAUUUUAUUUAUUGUAUAAACACAUAGUUGUAGUUUCAUUUUUCAUCACUCAUGACAAGCG
Messenger RNA from Stomoxys calcitrans (stable fly), 3442 nucleotides. It is a transcript of the gene Orc1, whose product is annotated as origin recognition complex subunit 1. NCBI's taxonomy places the organism in Eukaryota, Metazoa, Arthropoda, Insecta, Diptera, Muscidae. Gene Ontology annotation, cellular component: nuclear origin of replication recognition complex. The record is from RefSeq and is a predicted model, not a curated record. Gene Ontology annotation, molecular function: chromatin binding; ATP binding; ATP hydrolysis activity. Gene Ontology annotation, biological process: DNA replication initiation; mitotic DNA replication checkpoint signaling. The transcript has 6 exons. The coding region runs from base 415 to 3309 and encodes 964 amino acids.